CCGUGGUAGAGUAGGGGAGGGACUUUAUGACUCGAAUACAAGAGAAACUCGCUGGGCGAAUUAUUUACUGCCGAUUCGGCCAAAAUUAAUGGCCAUGAGUUCGUUUUUGAUGAACCCUAGCUCGUACACAGAGCCGAAAUUUCCCCCAACCGAAGAAUAUACACAAUCAAGUUAUAUACCUACACACGGAGCAGACUUUUACCGUGCCAGUUUCUCGAAUUUCGGAUACAGUACAAACGGUGAGUCCCAUCGGCGUUACGAUGAAGGGAAAUCACCUAACGGCUCUCCGUUCGCUUGUAACAGCGUACCCCAGGGACCUGCCAACGUCGGGUCGUGUGUUAACGGCUACAGCCAGCCCUCCAUGUCCCCCAGCCCUCCGUCCGUUGCCACACACUGCCACCCCCCACCCUCCUCGAUAUCGACCGGGGGGUCAGGCUCUAGUCCGCCGAAUACUUGUGCGCAGGAGAAGAACGGAGGACAGCCUAUCAUUUACCCAUGGAUGAGGAAAUCACAAACAACCGCAGGCUCGGGAACAGUGUCUUUGAUGCCAGAGUCGAAACGGAACCGAACUGCCUACACGCGCCACCAAAUCCUGGAACUUGAGAAGGAAUUCCAUUUCAACAGAUACCUGACAAGGCGGAGACGAAUUGAGAUCGCUCACACGCUGUGUUUAUCCGAAAGACAAAUCAAAAUCUGGUUCCAGAAUAGGAGAAUGAAAUGGAAGAAAGAGCACAAGCUCCCCAACACUAAAACCAGAAUGUUGGACAAUGGUCUUGAUUCAAAGGGAAACACAAUAGACUUAUCCCACACGGAUUUGACGGCUAUCUGACAUCAUUUCGAUCAUAUUGCAUGUCUAAUUCAUGACCUCUAGUGCUCAUUGCAUUUCCCAAAGAGAUAUCAUUCACACCACACCGUGUCUCAUUUCAUGUUAUUUAUGUUAUUUCACAUGUAUAUUUCUUCAGAUGUUUUUUUCACGUCCAUGAGAAUAUGAAUAUAUGAUUAUUACUCUGA
Messenger RNA from Haliotis rubra (blacklip abalone), 1011 nucleotides. RefSeq names its product homeobox protein Hox-D4-like. The record is from RefSeq and is a predicted model, not a curated record. Lineage: Eukaryota; Metazoa; Mollusca; Gastropoda; Lepetellida; Haliotidae. Gene Ontology annotation, biological process: regulation of transcription by RNA polymerase II; anterior/posterior pattern specification. The coding region runs from base 89 to 829 and encodes 246 amino acids. The transcript is spliced from 2 exons. Gene Ontology annotation, cellular component: nucleus. Gene Ontology annotation, molecular function: RNA polymerase II cis-regulatory region sequence-specific DNA binding; DNA-binding transcription factor activity, RNA polymerase II-specific.